Messenger RNA from Sycon ciliatum, 1786 nucleotides. Its product is annotated as MYG1 exonuclease-like. Gene Ontology annotation, cellular component: nucleus; cytoplasm. The coding region runs from base 16 to 1083 and encodes 355 amino acids. NCBI's taxonomy places the organism in Eukaryota, Metazoa, Porifera, Calcarea, Leucosolenida, Sycettidae. The record is from RefSeq and is a predicted model, not a curated record. The transcript has 8 exons.
UUUCAGUUGCAAAGAAUGUUUUCAAUAACGCGGAGACUUUCAAGAAAUCGAGCUUUGAAGUUAUCGAGUCUAAUGUCGACAGAGCCAGUCGCAAAGCGCACGAUGGCCGUGAAGAUAGGAACACACAAUGGAAAGUUUCACUGCGACGAGGUUCUCGCCUGCUUUAUGCUGCGUCAGUUGCCGGAGUACGCCAACGCUGAGAUUGUUCGAUCACGUGAUCAAACGGUGCUAGAUACAUGUGACAUUGUUGUUGAUGUUGGUGGUGUCUAUGACCCCAGCAUGCAACGCUAUGACCACCAUCAAAGAUCUUUCAACUAUUCCAUGAACAGCCUUUGCUCUGAUUUCCGGUUUGUAACGAAGCUCAGCAGUGCCGGAUUGAUUUACUUCCAUUUUGGACGGCGAGUUCUUGCGCAAGUGCUGAAUGUACCCGAAGAUAACCCGGCCCUGCCCGUCAUGUUCCUGAAGGUCUACGAGAACUUCAUGGAGGAAGUGGAUGCCUGUGAUAACGGCAUCAAUGCUGUGGAUGGUAUUCCCAAGUUUCACGUCAGCACCAAUCUGGGGAGUAGAGUUGGUUAUCUCAACCCUAGCUGGAAUGAGCCCAGCCAAGAUGAGACGGCUUGUUUCUUCAAGGCGUAUGAACUCGUUGGAACAGAGUUCACAAGCCGUGUCAACUACUUCUAUUCCCAGUGGUUGCCGGCACGUGAUAUUGUCAUGCAAGCCGUGCAGAAUCGAACCAAGGUGCACGAGAGUGGCGAGAUAAUCUGCAUUGAGCGCUUCUGUCCGUGGAAGCAGCAUCUGUACGAGAUUGAGAAGGAGCUGUGCCUGGAGCGCACCGUCAAGUUUGCCCUGUACUGUGAUCCCAAGGGGCAGUGGAGAGUACAGACUGUGUCGGUACACGCCGACUCUUUCGAGAACAGACUUCCUCUCCAUCGUGACUGGUCUGCGCUGCGUGAUGAUGAGCUUUGCAAGGUGUCGGGAAUACCUGGCUGCAUCUUUGUACAUGCUAAUCUCUUCAUCGGUGGCAACGUGUCAUACGACGGUGCUCUUCAAAUGGCCGUGAAAUCACUGGCCGCUCGUGGGUAGAGUCAUGACGCGUCCAAUGAAUCACUGCUCGUCUGAUAACAGGUACUGCUAGUAGUGGCUCAGUGCUGUGUCGGCUGGAAUGUCCCUUGAGCUAUGUCACUUGUCCCUCGUCUUGUGCUAGGGUUUACUGUGUGUGCAUGCUCGGUCAGUGUCGUUCUGCUUGCAGCAUGUUCUGCGCUGUCAGGCUCUGGCAACAUGUGCUGUUGUGUACAGUGUGCGCAUCAUGGUUCAUGCUCGUGCACUGCAUACAGCCAUUGCUUGAUUUCCGCCCUUGCACUGCCGGUGGCGGGUCACAUGGUGCUGGUCUGCAUGGGCAAUCAGCGUAUGCACCAGUGUACCUGUGCCCAGUGAUCUUGAACCCUCUGGUGCAGUGGUGCUCCACACUGCUUCCUUUUACUGUCAAUGGUGAAUGUAGCCUAUUGGCCUUCAUUUCCUUUUCCAGCCUCAGUUUGGAUGACUUGAGGUGGGGCUGCACAGCUAUUCUCUAAGCAUGUCUUCAGCAGUUGAUUGGGUUUUUGCUGCUGAAAAUGUGUAUUUUAUAUUGUUACAACAACCUCUAUUUCUGCUUUUCUCUUUCUCUCUCUUCUCUCGAAGAACCUCCUGUAUUUUAUUUCUUGCUUCCAGUUCUAUGGCCUUGUUUCCAUCUCGAUUACAAGACACCACGUCGGCCAUGAGAAUGGUGCUGGCAACUGGGCAGCCUGUA